CUUACGCCCGAAGACAGCUGGGAUAGGCUCCAGCACCCCCCGCGACCCUCGUGAGGAAAAAAGCGGUGGAAAAUGAAUGAAUGAAUGAAUGAAAAUACGGAAAUAAUUUGUAUUAUUAGAAGUAUUAUGGGUUAUUGUCAAUGUACCUGUUCUGGCUAGAGGGCUUCGUAUUCCCAAUGACGUGCAUUGUUAGCUAGCUCAUAUUAACUUUCUUUUUUAAAGUGUUCAUGCACAGAAAAGGGAAAUAUGAGGAAAUAUUAUUAAUUGUGAAGGAUGGGCAAAAUUUCUCCCAAAAGUGCAGGUCCCCUUGAAAUAUGGUACUGAGCGCUGAUGAACCGGGCUGCAGAGUAUCACACAUACCUAAAAGAACUUUUUCAUAAACUAAUUUUACUUGGAUGUUUGAGUAGACUCACUGUAUUGACACUAGUAUAAUUUGUUUGCCAUCUCAAUGUUGGCAUGAGACACCUGAUUCUUGCUGGUUCCCACCAAUGUUUGAAACGCGAUGACCAAACAUAGAAACAAACAUAAUGACUUAAAGUCAAGACAGUUGCAAGAUUUUGAUGUUGUUAUCAAUCACAACGGAACAUGCCUAAUGAGCACAGUGUGAGUGCUCAAGCAUGCCUAACCGUAAAGUUGCGUGAGAACCUGUUGCCAUAGCACAGUUGCUUGCUGUUAUUGAAUUAAUAAUAUAGACAUUGACUUUGUGAUUUAACUAUUUCACAUCCUGCCACAAAAACAUCAGGGAGUGGACUCUUGACUGACGCUAACAGUAAGAUGUUAGCUAAUAAAUUUUACACAGCCACAGCCCUCUGAAAGUCCGGUGUGAGUUUAAAGGCUGUCUGAGACAUUCUUGGCUGGUGUAUAAAAUCACUGCUGCAAUUCCGGACCACAUCAGCCCCAUUGAGGACCUCAAGCUGUCCCUGCCAACAUGAGGAGUGGAUCUUGCACCCAGAAGAGCCUGCCGUUUGGCGGCUGUGGCGGGAGAGUCAGGGUCCAGAGCCCGUUGCCGAUCCGAGUCAGUGGAUCAAUGAGGGACUCUGGACUCUGCGGGGCUGCUGUGAGAACAGAGCACCACCAACACCUCGCCAACGAGAAAGAAGAGAUGCAGGAGUUGAAUGUCAAGUUUGCUGGAUACAUUUCGAAGGUGCAGGCACUGGAGCAGAAGAAUGCCGCGCUUCAGGAGGAACUCUCUACGCUGCAAGGUGGUUGCAAGGGGGGCAAUGCGGACAUCGCAGAAAAGUACAAUCUGAAGUUUAAAGAGGUGCGUGAUCUGAUUGAGGCCCUGACGAAUGAGAAGGGGGCAGCUGAUAUUGAGCAAGGCUACAUUGACGAGGAAGUGCAGAUGUGGAAGCUGAAGCUGGAUGAGGAAGUGGCUCUGAAAGAAGAGGCAGAACUUAUCCUGAGUGAGUUCCAGCAGGAUAUUGACAAUGCCACGCUGCAGAAGGCAGAGUUGGAGAAGCGCAUCGAGCAACUUGUGGCAGAGCUAGAGUUCCUAAAGAAGCUGCAUGAUGAAGAGGUGGCCGACCUAUUGAAGCAGAUAGAGGACUCAAAGGUCACUGUCGAGCUGGAUGAAGAGCGCCCCCAUCUCACCACCUACCUGCGUAACAUGCGGGCUGAGAUGGACGCCGUCGCAGCUCGCAACGUCCAGGAGGCUGAGAAGUGGUACAAGAGCAAGUUCGACACACUCAAGGAGCACGCCGGCAAGCACGAGGAGCAAACAAAAGGCAUGAAGGAAGAGAUCACAACCUUGUACAGCCGGCUGACAGACCUCCAGAGCCAGAUUGACGUCCUGAGGGCUAGCAACGCUGGCCUUGAGCAGCAACUGGAGGAUAUGGAGAUGUCCCAUAUGGAGAAGGCGGGCAGCCUGGAUGAUGUCAUCGCUCAGUUGGAGACCCAGCUCUGCGAGACCAAACUGGAGAUGACCAAGUAUCUUCAGGACUACCAGGAACUUCUUCACACUAAGCUCAAGCUGGAUGCAGAGAUUACCACCUACAGGGAGCUGCUAGAAGGGGAGGAAGUGAGGUUGGGAGUCACCAAAGAUGUGUAAUUUUUUUAGAUUAGUGCUUCUUCACAUGCAUGCAAUUCAAAAGAAAACCUACAGAGCUGUGUAGUGGGGAGAGAGAGCAUCACCGAUUGUCCUUCCCUACCUCACCGUGCAUACUCUAUCUAGGAAGGAUGCAAAUGCAUAUAGACAAGCAGUUCCAUGUUGUUCAUUAUGUAAAUGAAGGCAGGCAUGAUGCCCAGGCCCACCUAGUCACCUUCACUUACACAUUGACCUCAUUUCCAAAAACGGGUCCCCUUGCUUCCCAACCUGUCCUCCCUGCGUCAUAUUUGACACUGCUUCCAAAAAUAACCCCUCUUCCAUUUAGUUGCCUCUUCGGUCCCCCACCCCUCCUUCCAUUUGUCAUCUUUGGCAGCCCUACCGGCUCCUUCGUCCCACCUGAUACGGUUUCUUUCCGAUGGUGGUCGCUCUCCUCACACUUCCUUCAGCUUCUGUCGUCAUUCUUUUGCAGUUAGCGCUUUGUUUGAUCCAGGUUUAUGACUUAACUUUCUUAAAACACUGCUGAGCAGCUGUUAUCUAAUAAAGAUUGAAGUGAGAGCAUACCAAAUCACUGUAUUGAUUCUUUUUGUUGUGUUGCCUUCUCUCCUGGUGAGUCUAUCUAUCCUCCUUCAGGUCCACUGUCCAUAUCCUAGGGGCUCCAUCUGCCUUUAAGUUAUCGUGUAAAUUCAUCUUGGUGGGUUAACUCAAAUUAUUAACUCUUCAAUCUGAGCUGGUUUUCCAAAGCCAUCCCUCUUGGUGCUGGCCAUUUUUGAUAAUUUUGACUGAUUUUUCAAGGCACACAGAAUAUUGUGUUUUAGCAAAACAAAGGUUAGAUUCUUGUCUUUCAUCAGAAAUACAGUAUUUGUUCUACCUUUUUCCAUUCUUUAGAAAUCACCAGUAGAACGCAGGUAAGUUUCAGCAAAAUAUACGUAUACAUUUCAAGCAUAACUUUCAAUUUGACACAAAUUUAGCCAUGUAUAUUGAGCCAAAAAAUGUAAAUAAUUAUGCCACAACAACACAAUGUUUUUUUUUUGUUUUUUUUUACAUGUAUGCUCCAGCAUACCCCUGCAACCAUAGUCUGGAUAAGCAUCAUAGAAAAUGGAUGGGAUGGAUGGGUCACUGAGUCAAGGCUGCGUAUGUCUGGGCCAUGCGUGUGCGCACAGGAAGAAAAAGCUUUGACUCGCUUGGGGAAAAGUUGUUUAGCUGGAAUCAGUUGGCGUAGCCUCAGUCCAUGAGUUCUUACAGACUAGUUUUGAGUCUCGCUGCAGUAUGGGGCAAUGUGCGUCCGUUGUCUGCUCAAUACAAGUGUUAUCAACCCAAUGUGAUGUAGCACACAUGUAGUGUUUGCCGCCACACGGCAAUCAGUGUUUGUAAUGAUCUUUGAGUUUUUUGGAUUAUUUUCACAUCUUUUAAUGGAUCUUUCAUAGUUUUUGCACAAAAAAUUGUGUACCAUUUUUGACCAAUUUGCUUCCCUUUAUGUCCCUUUUUUAAUCCAUGUUUC
Molecule: messenger RNA, 3542 nt
Organism: Doryrhamphus excisus (bluestripe pipefish)
Lineage: Eukaryota; Metazoa; Chordata; Actinopteri; Syngnathiformes; Syngnathidae
Gene: vimr1
Product: vimentin-related 1
Biological process (GO): intermediate filament organization
Cellular component (GO): cytoplasm; intermediate filament
Molecular function (GO): structural constituent of cytoskeleton
Source: RefSeq, a predicted model, not a curated record